Molecule: messenger RNA, 1020 nt
Organism: Dovyalis caffra
Lineage: Eukaryota; Viridiplantae; Streptophyta; Magnoliopsida; Malpighiales; Salicaceae
Source: the annotation of a GenBank genome assembly
AUGCAAAGCUCUUCAGUGAAAAGACCAGGCAUUUACACUUACAUAGCUCAAUGGCCUAUAUAUUCACUAGCCUGGUCGGUCCGACAUGACAAAAAAUCUCGUCUUGCCGUAGGAAGUUUUCUUGAAGACUAUAGCAACAAGGUGGAAAUUGUUCAAUUCAACCGCGACACUUGUGAUUUCACCACUGAUAACCGCCUAAUAUUCGACCACCCUUAUUCACCUACAAACCUCAUGUUCUUCCCCUCCGAGGAUGCUGCAAAUCCUGACAUCAUCGCCACCUCCGGAGACUACUUGCGCAUAUGGCAAAUUCACGACGACAGAAUCGAGUUGAAGUCUCUCCUUAAUGGCAAUAAGAGUAGCGAAUUCAGUUCUGCCAUAACCUCAUUUGAUUGGGCUGAUUUUGAUGUUCAUCGUGUGGCCACUUCAAGUGUCGAUACCACUUGUGUGAUCUGGGACAUAGAGAAGGAAAUGGUAGAUGCUCAAUUAGUUGCACAUGAUAAAGAAGUUUAUGAUAUUUCUUGGGGUGGAUUCAAUAUUUUCGCAUCGGUGUCCGGUGAUGGUUCGGUUAGAGUUUUUGAUUUAAGGAACAAAGAGAGAUCAACUAUAAUUUAUGAAAAUCCAAUGCAAGAAUGUCCUUUGUUAAGGUUAGAAUGGAACAAAAGUGACCCUAGAUUUAUAGCCACGGUUGGCAUGGACAGUAAUAAGGUUGUAAUUUUGGACAUUCGCUUUCCUACAACUCCUUUAAUGGAGCUAAGUAAGCAUAAGGCAAGUGUGAAUGCCAUAUCAUGGGCUCCAUCUCCCGGACGGCACAUGUGCUCCGUAGGUGAUGAUUCAAGGGCUCUGAUAUGGGAAGUGGUUAGCAAGGCCGGAGUGCAACCAGGAAACAGUACAAUUGGCCAAAGGGAACCUGAAAUGUGGUAUGGAUCAAUGGCGGAGAUCAAUAAUGUGCGCUGGUCACCUGUGGAGUUGGAUUGGAUUGCUGUUGCUUUUUUGACCAAAUUACAACUCUUGAAGGUUUAG